This is a messenger RNA of Eriocheir sinensis (Chinese mitten crab), 3089 nucleotides long. Its product is annotated as golgin subfamily A member 5-like. Gene Ontology annotation, biological process: retrograde transport, vesicle recycling within Golgi; Golgi organization. The record is from RefSeq and is a predicted model, not a curated record. The transcript has 16 exons. The coding region runs from base 177 to 2366 and encodes 729 amino acids. Lineage: Eukaryota; Metazoa; Arthropoda; Malacostraca; Decapoda; Varunidae. Gene Ontology annotation, cellular component: Golgi cisterna; Golgi membrane.
GUGACUAGAGAAGGAUUAUGACGUAGUGAAGGCCGUGUUGUGGCGGGCAGGCGGAUCGUGGCGGACAGCCGCGACACGUCAAGAGGGGCCCCGAGGCUGAGGCUGCCGUGCUGGGCGAACAAACACUCCUCCCAGGGGCCGCACACUGCUGCUAGCGAGGGCCAGAGUGUGUUGUGAUGUCCUGGAUAACUGACCUCGCUGGGCGUGCAGAGGAUCUCCUGAAUAAGCUAGACACUGAGGCAGCCAUAGCUCUGACCAAGGGCAGUGAGAGGAGGAACUCAGCCACAACCAAAGUCACAUAUGUGCAUGAUGCUGCCAACACUCCCCCACCCACCAUCAGGCAUGAAAGGUCAGGGCUCCACAGUUCAUCCAGUGUUCCAAACAACCUAAGCAGCUAUGGGGUGAGCACCACUGCAGCCAAGACUCAGUACUCACCUAAAUCAAAGAAGACGUUAACCAAGAAGAGGGACACCACCAGAGAGGAGGGGCUGAUGGACUACUUGAACAGCCCCCCACAACAGGAAGCUGAUCCAUUACCAAGCACCACUCAAACAUCAGACCCAAUGAUUUCCUCCACCACCAUGACCACCUCAACCUUCAGCAGCCUGGGGCACUCCCGCCACUCCUCCAUGUCCUCAGCCUCCUCCCUGGUGGCUCUCAGUGGCAGGGAGACUCCCGGCUCAGCCAACAAUGACAAUGAGAGUGGCAGCUGUGGCUCGGCAAACACAGACGCCUACAUCACGGUGGAGCAUCCCUCCGACAUCAACAUCUCUGCCCCACCCAGCACUGAUGGCAGCACCAGUAGUAAUGGUGCAGCACCAGGCCCAGGUGACAACGAGAGCAGCCUGCUGAGGAAGGAGGUGGCCAGCCUCAACCAGGAGAUGAGUCAGGUGCUGAAGAGGGCAAAGGACUCAGAAAGGGAAACACAGCAGCUGAGGAAUCAAGUAUCGGGCAUGCUGAGCCAGCAGUCUACCAGUGACAGAAUCAUGCGAGAUCUUCAGCAGAGAGAAAUGGACCUGCAGGAGUCAAUUCGGGCCAAAGACAGUCAGCUGGCAGUGCUGCGAGUACGCCUGCAGGAAGCAGAUGAAAAACUAGGGAGCAAGGAUGCUGUCCUGAUGGAGUUGCAAGCAGAAAAUAAAAGGGUAGUGGAGGGAGCGAGUGAGAGCAGUGGCCUGCACAGCCAUGCCCUACAGACCAUGCAGGACCGCCUUGCAGAAACACAGGCAGUGCUGGACCAGGAGCGCCACCAGCACAAUGCAGCACACAUGGAGCUCACCAAGAGGGUCAACCACUUGGAGGAGGAACGGCAGAGCAUGGCCGUGGCUCUCACUGAUGCUCAGCGCAAACUGGAGGAAGAAAAGUACAGAAUUCAGCAGCUUUCACAGCAGAUGAACUCAAUGCGUGGAGAACUUUCUUCUUGCCGUGAAGACUUGACAGAGUACAAGGCCAAGGCCAGCCGCAUCCUGCAGAGCAAAGAGAAACUCAUCACCUCCCUGAAAGAGGAGCGAGGCAGUGGUGGUGGUGGUGGGGAGGCAGGCUCUGACACUGACAUCCACAUGGCCGAGUUAGAGCAGAUUAGGUCUGAGCGAGACUUGCUGAGGGAGGAGCUGGAGAGCCAAGGGGCAAGGAUGCAACAGCUGACUCUUGAACUGUCUGAGGUGGAGGCAGCAGCCCAGGACCAGGCAACCACGGCAGCACACAAUGCCUUCAACCUGGAGGAGACCCUGACGCAGGAACGCAGGAGGAGGAGCGACGUGGAGGCAGAGCUCAGGCAGAUACAAGAGGAGAUGCGGUGUGCCCACGAGGAACUCACCAGACAGAAAGUGAACUUCUCGUCCCGCCUGCAAGAGCGUGAUGCUGAGAUUGACAGACUCAGAAAGCAGGUUGCCCACAAGCAGAGUUCGUCCAGUAGCCUGAGUGAGUUGGAGCAGCGAGUGCAUGACCUCACCGAGUCUCUCAUUCACAAGCAGACUAACAUUGAGACCCUGAGCACUGAGAAGCAUUCCCUCAUCAUACAGAUGGAGAGGCUGCAGCAGCACUAUGAUGAGUCGCAGAAGAUGCUGAACCGAGAUCCUCCAACACUCUUCCGGCAGGAUGAUGUGAGGAAUCGUGUGCCAAGUUUCCUAGUAGAGUCUCCCUUUGACAGAGGAAUGACACGACAUGUCAAGCGUGCCUACUCUACCUUGGACAAGUUCUCCAUCAGGCUGGGGGUGUUCUUGAGGCGGUACCCCAUUGCCAGAGUGUUUGUCAUUGUGUACAUGUGCUUUCUACACCUGUGGGUGAUGGUGGUGCUCCUCACAUACACCCCAGAGGUCCAUGGGCCAGACUACCACCAUCCUGGUGGCACCAUGCCCCUUGAACAGUAACUUCCUCCUCCUUCCACCACUGUGCAUUCUGCUCUCACUUUUUACUUCAGCAUCCAUUCUCUCCAUCUACUUACACACAUCAUCACUGCAAUGUACGGAGUGUCACUUGUGAACAUUGCAUCACCUGGUUGUUAUUCUUGAGUUUGUUGAGAUGAUAGUGGAUACACAUAAAUAAUAUUAGUGCAUAUAAUUUAUUAUCAUAUUUAGGAUAAUUUACUAACCUUAAACAAGCUGACUCUUGUUAAAAUUUAUAUAAUAUAUUUUUAACAUGUUGAAGUCAUGACUCCUUGAGUAAUCAUUGUAUAUACAUCAAUAAUCAUAACUUGUUAAAGGCUUCUCUGCUUCGAAGGUGCUUGCUAUGCAUUAGCUACAGCUACCUAGAUGUCUUGGGUUACUAGAGGCCAGGAUGGUCACUCUUAAUUCACUGUCUCUUUUGAGCCUUUUAGAGAAAAUUACCGUAAAUAGUAAACCACAGAAAGAUUGAGAUUCUGUCCACCCGAGUUUUUUUAUACUUUAUGAUGAGCACUGCUACCUGAAGAUUACCUGUGAAUUUCAUGUGAGAGGUGCCCUGGAAUCAUAGGUGAGUCAAGGUAACCAAGCACCUGGGAAUGAUUGUGGAUGUUAGUCAAGUUUACCUUUGCGGGAAUGAGUGAGUUUUCUCUUGGCAAGCACCUCAGCAAAUAUAUAUUGAACAAUAAAGAUAGGAAUUUUAUUUUAUCUAAA